This is a messenger RNA of Chanos chanos (milkfish), 1833 nucleotides long. RefSeq names its product immunoglobulin superfamily, member 8 (gene igsf8). NCBI's taxonomy places the organism in Eukaryota, Metazoa, Chordata, Actinopteri, Gonorynchiformes, Chanidae. The coding region runs from base 1 to 1833 and encodes 610 amino acids. The transcript is spliced from 6 exons. The record is from RefSeq and is a predicted model, not a curated record. Gene Ontology annotation, cellular component: membrane.
AUGUUGGUCCACUUCGCUUUGGGUCGCGACGUAACUGUUCCCAAUGGACCACUGUACAGGGUAGCAGGAUUCCCCCUGUCACUACCUUGUGUUGUAUCAGAUUAUGAAGGUCCACGCACCCAAAACUUCGAAUGGUUCCUGUACCUGGACAAUGCUGAUGACAGGCAGAUUGGAGUAGUGUCCACAAAGGACCCAGGAUUCCCCUAUGCACCCUUUCAGGGUCGCGUGAAGUCUGGUGAGGUUCGAGUCGAGAGAGACUCGGACAACAACGUGAGACUUGUCAUCCAAAGGCUCCGCCUUGAGGACCGAGGACGUUACGAGUGCUACACUCCAACCACUGAUUCACGAUACCUGGGCAAAUACAGUGCUUCUGUGGUGGUUAAAGUGAUUCCAGAUACACUUCUGAUAAGCCACACCCACACAUUGAGUAGCCAGCCAAUGGCAGAAGGCUCAGAGCUACAGCUUACUUGUGCAGCUUCCGUCCAAUCAGAACAACACACCCACCUGUCCAUUACUUUUGGCGUGAGGGCAACUUCUUUGUCUGGUUCUGAAUUAGGGGGACACAAUGUGAGGGAAAUUAUUGCUAUUGACCAUGAACUCAGGGUGAACCCAGGACGCAGUGGCACGUUUGAGAAACGUUAUAGAGAUGGAGGGAUCUCUCUGGAGAAGAGAAGAGGAGAUGGAGGAAUGGAUUUAUACGUCAUGAGAAUGAACGCACUGACCCCAGUGGAUUCAGGGUCCUAUUACUGUGAGACAUCUCAGUGGAUUCUGGACCCAGAUGGAAGCUGGGAGAGGAUUGCUCAGAGGACUCUGGAGCUGGGAAACCUCACAGUCAAACCUUUGGCUGAUGCUCUUCAGGUCAGUGCCAUGCCACAGGGAGAGGUCAUUCUUCCUGUGGGCUCUCCGCUCAGUUUGACAUGUGAGCUGUCUGGAGUGGGCUCCCUGAAUCGCUCUGCGGUACUGGUACGGUGGCUAAGAAGGGGGUCGCUAGUCUCUGACGGGCUCUUGGGUGGGGCAGAAGUGGAGGUUGGUAGGAUUGGCCCGGAUGGAGUGGUGCAAUGGGGGAACUGGGGCGAUGACAUCAGCCGUGGGAGAGUGGGUGCCAUUGAGAAGGAAGCUGAAGGGAGGUACACUUUACGCCUUUUUUCAGCCCGUGCCAGUGACUCAGGGACUUACACAUGUGUUGCCAGCAUUUAUAGAGGGACCCAGAACCCUGGGCCACGGGAUCCUCCCUCUAUCAGUCAGAGAUCUGAUGGAGUGACCUUUAAUCUGAGGACAAAAGGGGUCAGAGUGUCUGCAACUAUUGAGUUGCCACGGAGACCACUCCUGAAGCGUGGUAGCACGGUCACCGUGCUCUGUAACGUGUCUGUGACCACCACGGGCCCCUCGCAAGUUGAAGUGCAGUGGCUGCGGAAGAACAUGGAACCUGAGCGGACAGAAGACAAAUUUCUAGAAGGGGAAGAACAUCUUGUGGCUGUGCUGAACCACCAGGGUUUGUCCCAUCUGAACAGCAGUGGGAGUGAGAUCAGUGUGGACUGUGUGGCCCCAGGCUGCUACAGGCUACGAGUCUUCUCUGCGCAGAUGGAGGAUCAAGGCCACUACCAGUGUAAGGCUGAGGUGUGGAAGCAGGACUCACAUGGAGACUGGUACAACACCGGGACAAGAGCCAAGUCCAACACUGUCCGAGUUUACCUUUAUGCUCAAGCGGCAGACCUCCUUCUUAUUCCCCUGGUGGUUGGUGUGUCCUCUGCCCUCUUUAUAGGAGUCAUCAUUAUUGCUACGGUAACAUGCUGCUUUAUGAAUCGAUUGGCCAGACAGCGCUCACAGAAGUAG